AUUAUAGAAAAUCGGUGUACAAAAGCUUCCUCCAACAAUAAAAAAACUCAAGAGUGGAAAGAUAUAACAAAGAGAUUAAAUGAAUUGACGGGAAAGUGUAGGUCAGACGGUGAUGUCAAGUUAGCGUGGAAGAGGAUGAAGCUCACAGCUAAAGCCAACUUGUCCACUCAUUGGCAAGAUUUAGGAAAGACGGGGGGUGGGAAUAAGCCCAAGUCGCCUUCACAGGAAGAUCUAGCCACAAUAAAUAUUGUUCCAGGCGAUUUUAUUGUCGAAUAUAAUAAUUUUGAUAGUGAUGCUAUGAGACCUGUGGCUGAGUUGAAUGUUUUGGGCCACAAAAACAUUGAAAUAGAAGCGGGGCCAAGUACAGCUGUACCACCAUUAGAUCUUAAAGAAAAUAAUGAGGUACAAGCUGAAAAGGGCCAGGGUACUUCAAAUAAUGUAAAUGUGGAAACUACUACAAAAAAAAGAGUUUUAUGUACAAAUAGUGAUCCAAAAAACAAAAAAAAUAAAAUGGCAGAAGAAAUAUUGCGAACCAACAGUGCAUUUAAAGAGAGGCAGUUGGAGAUGUUAGAAUUGGAGCAUCAAUAUAAAAUUGAAACAUAUAAAUUAAAAAUUAAAAAAUUAGAACUUCAAAUUGAGUUACUAGAAAAUAAUAAGAAGUCCAUUAAUUAUCAGUUCUGCUGA
Messenger RNA from Vanessa tameamea, 684 nucleotides. RefSeq lists its product as uncharacterized. Lineage: Eukaryota; Metazoa; Arthropoda; Insecta; Lepidoptera; Nymphalidae. The transcript has 6 exons. The record is from RefSeq and is a predicted model, not a curated record. Bases 136 to 684 code for a protein of 182 amino acids.